CCACUUUACUCCUUAUCCUGAUCUCUUCCUCACCGAUCCAUCCAUACCAUUCAAAGCUUACAAGCACAAGCAAUGGCCACUCUCCUCUCUUUCUUCCCUUCUCCCACCAAAACCUUCCACCCCUUCACCCUUAAACCCUUUCAAGCCUCCCCCUCCCCCAGGCCCUUCUCCUUAGCACCUCUCCAGUCCGCCGCUCAGCCGCCGCCACCCCCGGUCCAGGAGUUCUGGUCCUGGCUCCGGGCUGAGGGGGUGGUAUCUGAUAAGACCCCGGCCAGGCCAGGGGUCGUGCUGGAGGGGCUCGGGCUCGUGGCUCAGAGGGACAUCACCCGUAAUGAGGUCAUCCUCGAGGUCCCGAAGCGGCUCUGGAUCAACCCGGAUGCUGUGGCAGCCUCGGACAUCGGGAGCGUGUGCAGCGGGCUGAAGCCAUGGGUCGGGGUGGCUCUGUUCUUGAUCAGGGAGAAGAAGCAGAGUGAGUCCAAGUGGAGGGUUUACCUGGAUAUCCUCCCAGAGACCACUGAUUCGACCAUCUAUUGGUCAGAAGAGGAGCUAGCUGAGCUUCAAGGAUCCCAACUGCUUCGCACGACAUUGGGUGUUAAACAAUACAUUAAGAGCGAAUUUGAGAAGGUUGAACAAGAGAUUCUCUUACCCCACAAGCAGCUGUUCCCGUCAAGCAUAACAUUUAACGACUUCUUAUGGGCAUUUGGGAUCCUCAGAUCGAGGGCAUUCUCUCGCCUUCGAGGACAAAAUCUCGUGUUGAUCCCCCUCGCUGACUUGAUCAAUCAUAGCCCGAGCAUAACCACAGAAGAUUAUGCAUAUGAGAUCAAAGGAGCCGGUCUUUUUUCAAGGGAGCUCUUAUUUUCACUGCGCAGUCCCAUUCCUGUCAAGGCUGGUGAGCAGGUUUUGAUCCAGUAUGAUUUAAACAAAAGCAACGCGGAGCUAGCUCUGGACUACGGGUUUGUGGAAUCGAAUCCUAAUCGCAAUUCAUUCACCCUAACGCUAGAAAUAUCUGAGUCGGACCCAUUUUUCGGGGAUAAGCUAGACAUCUCCGAACUAAAUGGACUCAGCGAGACUGCAUCCUUUGACAUUGUUCUGGGCAGUCCUCUUCCACCAACAAUGCUCCCAUACUUGCGUCUAGUCGCACUCGGAGAAUCGGAUGCUUUCCUCAUGGAAUCUCUGUUCAGAAAUUCUAUCUGGGAUCACCUUCAGUUGCCUAUAAGUCGUGCCAACGAGGAGCUAAUAUGCCGAGUUAUCAGAGACGCUUGUACAUCUGCUCUUUCCAGGUACCAUACCACGAUUGAAGAGGAUGAUGAGCUUAAGAAAAAAGGGAACCUCAGUCCGAGGAUGGAGAUUGCAGUCGGUGUGAGAUCCGGGGAGAAGAGGGUGUUGCAACACAUAGACAAUAUCUUCAAGGAUAAAGAAGCAGAAUUAGAUGAGUUGGAGUAUUACCAAGAAAGGAGGCUCCGGGAACUAGGGCUCGUUGGAGAGCAAGGUGAGAUCAUCUUCUGGGAGAAGUGAGUGGUGGAGAUAGUUCAGCCAAUUUCACAGAAAGCAAGACCCACGUCACUGAUCAGUUCUCCUUGCGGGAACACCGCUAAAUGCAAGACCGAGCUGAUGAGAUCAUCUUCCAUGCUCGUGCUUCCCGAUGCCCCCAACAUUUUUUUACCAUGGUCGGCCCAGUUUCUUCCUUGAUAGUUUUCUAUUGGUCCGAGAAAGCUGUAUCUGAUCGACUUGAGCUGCAUUAUUUCAUCUGUUACCCUAACAGUGUGCCAAUGAUUCGAGAACCUUAGCCUCUGUAUUUGUGAUUUCCUUUUAUCUGUAAGUUGAAGAGAGUGAAUGCGGCAUCAUUUUAUGGAGCAUUAA
This is a messenger RNA of Punica granatum (pomegranate), 1860 nucleotides long. The record is from RefSeq and is a predicted model, not a curated record. NCBI's taxonomy places the organism in Eukaryota, Viridiplantae, Streptophyta, Magnoliopsida, Myrtales, Lythraceae.